GGAAUCGGAAUGAAAAUGGCAAGAUGGAGUCAAAACGACUGCGGUUUCUGUAAUCCAUUUUGUACACAAAAAUUAAGGGAACAAUAACCCGCAAACAGUGUUUAAGUACCCUUUAAUACUUGUAAAAUCAUUUAGUGAAAACGGUGUCGCGUUUUUUAUCGAAACACUACUGUUCUGGGACUUAUCCGGGGUUGAUUACUGCUCAUCAAAGGACCCAAUGAGAUGAGCAGCAGAAAAACGAAAUGUGCCGUCUAAAGCGAUGGACUCCUACGGAGACUUGUUUGGGGAAGAUGGAAGUGGAAUGCUCGAAAGUCUGCCCGAGCUGGGAACGGCCGUGCAUCUUGACCGUUCCGGCCCUCCGGUGACCGGACCCCAGGCCGCCCCGAGAGAUAGAAAUGCGCCACAAAGUUAUCCGCCACCGCCAGCUUAUUCUCAGGACUCACCACUUCAGAAACUGGCUUCAUUUGGCUCAAGUAGCUCCUCAUUUCCCCAUAUGGAUCCUAAUACACAGCAGAGUGCGUACGCGCAAGGUUACGGCGCGACAGGUGCCGACGGCAGACCGUCCAUGGGACCUCCUGGAGGGGCUUACGGACAACCUCAACCUCGUCAAAUGCCGAGGCCUCCAGUAGCACCCCCUGGCCCUGGUCAGUAUCCCUAUCAGUCUGCCACUGAUACCAUGUAUUCGAUGUCUGACAUGCAAGUCGGAGCCGCAAUGGCCGAUCCGAACGCUAUGCAGGCUGGAUGGGGACAACAUGCAGCGGCAGCUGCAGCAGCAGGAUAUCCGGGAAUGCAUCGUUAUCCUCAAAUGGGUCAGUACAGACAACAACCAAUGGGAGGAUACCCACUUCAACAAGAACAAAAGCAGCAAUUUCCUAGUACGCAGCAUCCGAUGAUGCAGCAACCACACCAGACUCCCUAUCAAAUCCCCCAAAGACAUACAUCUCACGGUUAUCCCCAGGCCGCCGGUUAUCCAGGCACGGCGCCCAAUCAGAGUUACGGCGGCUACGGCCACCAAAGAAUGCCGCAUCAUCACCAGUAUCCACAAACCCACCAUCAGAUGGACAUACAAAAUCAACAAUACACACAAAUGACCCAUUCCCAGUCACUGCCCCACCCAACGGGACAUCCGAACCAAGGCGCGGUACCGAGCGCGGGUCACAUCGGUCAACCGCAUCCGGUGAGCCAUCCCGGUAUGCAAACUCACCAAACAGCAGCGGCACAAAAUCCAAUUCCACAUUCGGCCGGAAUGGUCCCGAAUUACAAUCAGCCACACCAAACGCUACAAACACUUCAACGACCCGUAGACAUGCAACCGCAACCGACGAGUCAACAACAGUUCGCGGCUAAACACGCGAAUCCGGUCGGUAAUUCGAGCCCUCAAUACAGAGCGCCGUUUCCACAAUUGUCACCUCAGAUGUCUCCGAGACCGCAAAUGUCUCCGAGACCUCAAGCGCCUCAGGUAUCGCCGAGACCCGUAAUGUCUCCCGCGAAGCCCAGCAUGUCGCCACAUCAGCAACAUCCGCAAAUGCCGCCGCAAUCUAAUUUAAGUCCGCGUUCGACGGCCAGUUUGCCGCCAAAAAGCACCGUACCCGCUUAUUCGCAACAAAGCACACUGCAGGCGUUAGAACAAAUGGUUCUUCCGCCUUCGACCGUGGGAAUGUCUGAUUAUUCCUCGUAUCAGUCUCGAAAUUUGGGUAUACCACCUCAGGGACAUCCCACCGCACAUCCGGCGUCGCCUUCGAUGAAUACUUUAAUGAGAAGCCAAAUGGCGGAUCCUUGGCAACAGCCUCCGCAGUCUCCUAGGCCGCAGACUCAGAUGCAUUUAACUAAUUUGAACGGUCCUCCAAAUACCGUUGAUCAAAUUCCUAUAAGUCAGUCGAUGUCGCCGAGUCAACCGUUAAUGCCCACUCAAUCUCAAUUGACGUCUUCUACAAAUGUGUCGCUGCCUAACGUCCCACCGGUGUACAGUACUAAAGAGUCCCGACUGGAAAUGUCUCCAAUGGUUAGUGAAAAAUCGGAAAUGCAUCGGGCAUUAACGCCAAAUAGGGACGAUAUUAGUCAGCAAAUGCAUUCGAGCUUUCCAGUCUCGCGACCGUCGGAGUUUCCGCCAGUGUCCCCGACAACUAGCAUGCCAGACAAAAUGCCCAGUAGUACGACUAAUCAGGACCAGGAUAUUUCUAGCUUAACGCACACGACAUUUUCGCAUAACUCUAGCCCAACCCCGACAUCAACAACUGACGAUAACGUGCCGACUGCGUAUGAGCAAAACCCACAAACAAGUCUUCCGGAUAACAACAGAAGUGUUUCCGAUUCUGGCAUGACGGCCACCUCUACCCAGGAAACAAGGAAUUACGACUCUCCGGGAUUUAAUCGGGUGUCUACUCCAACAAUGUACCAAAGCCAACCGGAACCGUCAAAAACCGGAUAUAAAAUUGAAGAAUUAGCGCAAUCUAACAACUUCUCUUUCACGCAAGACAACUCGCUUUCGCAAGAAUCUUUAGCCGAUGCUGUUAAAGAAACUGCGAGUCGUUCUCCCCAUGUGCAAUCGCCCACUUUUCAGAACCAUCAUUACAUGUUCUCUAAACAAGACUCUACGGAGAGCAAGACUCCUAAACCCGAAAAUGUUGCGAUGCCUUUAUCUCCCACUCAGUCUUUUACUACAUUAAAUAAUCAACGUACAACAACUCCAACUUUUGAACCAACUCGGUCAGUGAGUUCUCCAGUACCUCAACCUGCAAGCAAACCAGCUGAAAACGUUCCAUCUCCCGUUGUCGACCAGAACAGUCAAGAGCAAAGUUUCACUUCAAAUCCGACAAAUCUUCCAGAUAUGGAACACCAAGAAAGUAACUCGAAUCAUAGCGGCAGUCUUCCCGCAAUGCCAGUGGUCGCAGAUCAAAAUCCAACUCAACCUUUAAAUCCACAACCGAAUCAAAACAAUAUGAACGCCACUGUUCAACCGCCACCGCAGCAAACUCCGUUGCCUCCAGACGUCACCAAUUCCAUGCCCAAAAUCUCUUCAAACGUAUACGAAAACCCACCCAUGGGUAUGCAGGGUUCUAAUGGUAUGCCUGGGACACGCCCAGGGCAACCCCAAAUGAUCCCAAGCAGUAUGGGAGGCAUAAAUCAUCAAGGCAUGACAAUGAUGGGUCAUAUGGGACAAGAAACAGUGCCGGCUUUUCAACAACCCAUCAGUCACCAACAAGAACGCGCCGCCUUGCAACAACAGCUACAAGAGUUAUACUGUAUGCCGCCCAACUCAGAAACCCAAGAAAAAAUCAUUAAUUUACAAGAGAAGCUAAAUAUAUUAGGGCAUCACGAGGCUACUGAGCAGUGCAACGGCGGAUCGCAGUGUAUCUUACAAAGUUCCAUGUUUACCUUGCCCAUGAUCGAUAGUCCACAAGUCACCAGUACUACCGGUAGGGGACGUGGUAAAGCAGGUAGAAAACCGAGGGUUAAGAAAUCUGAAAAGGCUUUAAUGGAAAACGAUCAUAGUCCCGUAAGUACGGUGGCAGCCCCCGCUUUAAUUCAACAACAAUUACCUGUUUCGGAAGAUUUUGUAACACCUGGAGCUGGCUUAAAUCUGCCGUCCAGCGAAAUGUCCGAAUUUAUGGAUUUUGCUAUGGAACAGGUGGCUGAAGAGGGAAAGAAACGUGGACGCAAACCCAAGGAUCCUAAUAAGCCUAGAGAGCCGAAAACCCCUAAGGAGCCCAAGACUCCUAAAGAGCGCAAAAAGCGCGAGCCCAAAGACACCCAGGAACCGAGGGUGAAACGGAAAUACGUCAGAAAAAAGAAGCAGCAUGAAGGAAUGGACGCCUCGAGCGACUUUGAGGAGUCCAGCAAUAAAACCAUCGAUAGCUCGCAACAUUCGACUCCUGAGAAACAUUCUUCUGAAGAAGCGGAGGCCAAGCAGGACGCCACGGAUAAACCCGAGUCUAGCUUGUCAGAUUCGACAAAACUAGACGUGGACGAACCGGAGGAGAUGCAAGCGGAUUCCCAAACGCCAGCGGACGGCCCUCUGUUGCCGGAGUCCGGAGACGAAUCGAAGAGAGACGAAUAUGCUUUUGACGAAACGAAAUCUGAUGAGGAAAUAUGCGAAAUGCCCAAGAGAUCAAGAAAACCACCGCGGGGUUCUAAAAAGGUCGUCAGUUCUAAAGCGCGAAGCAAAACGAGUACUAAACGCGGACGUGGACGAAAAGCGGCUCAUGAGUCUGACGGGGAGGGCGAGGAUCUUGUGACAACACCACCACCCUCUCCACCGGUGGAGGACGAUAGUUCGAAUAAGCGACGAUCGGCACGGAAUACCCAAAGAAAGAAAUACGUUGACGAUGUUAUAUUGAGGUUCUCGGAUGACGAUGCUCCACCAACACCGAGAGCCCGGAAACCUCCUGUUCCGGAGAAACCGAUUAUAAUGGCUCCGAGUACGCCGGUUCAAACUGCCGCCUCAUCAUCGUCGUCAUCGAACGCGGAAAAGUCGGAUGCGUUGAAGGACGAUGGAGACGAUGCGCCGCCGGAGUCGCCUCUUGAUUCAUCCAAAGAUCCUGCUAAAGGUAUGAACUAUGUCUACGUGAACACAUCCGACGACGAUUCAAUGGUAGUCCAAUACGUUUUGGCGUCACGUUUCGUUAAGAAAGAAAUGAAAGUGGAAAACACCGAAACUAAAAAAGAGGUCGACCUUGAUGCUGAACCAAAAGAAAAAGGUGAAGAGAAUGACGAAGAAAAGGACCCUGAUGACGAAGGCGAGGAGAAAAAACCGAAAGCGGACGAGGAGCCUAAACCCGAAGGGGAAGAAUCCAAAGAGGUGGAAGUAGAAGAGUAUUACGUAAAAUACAGAAAUUUCUCGUAUUUGCACUGCGAAUGGAAGACUGAAGAUGAACUAUUUAAAGGGGAUAAACGUAUUGGCAAUAAAAUUAAACGAUUUAAGCAGAAACAAGCGCAGAUGCUUAACAUUUUCGAAGCACUUGACGAGGAACCGUUUAAUCCGGACUAUGUUGAAGUCGAUAGAGUAUUAGAUGUGUCUGAGCACACCGAUCCAGCCACAGGGGAAGUAGUGAAACAUUAUUUGAUAAAGUGGAGAUCGUUACAAUAUGAAGACUGCACCUGGGAACUAGAAGAAGACGUUGACCCAUUAAAGAUAGAACUGUAUGAAAAGUUUGCGAAAAUACCCCCAAAAGAUAAAUGGAAGAUCAAAAAGAAACCUUCUCCGGACGCCUGGACUAAACUGGAAAAAUCUCCAAUUUACAAGGGAGGAAACAGCCUUAGGGAAUAUCAGCUGGAAGGAUUAAAUUGGCUACUUUUCUCUUGGUACAACGGUCGAAAUUGCAUAUUGGCAGACGAAAUGGGUCUGGGCAAAACCAUUCAAAGUUUGACAUUUAUAAACUCAGUAUGGGAGUACGGUAUAAGGGGUCCGUUCCUUGUUAUAGCUCCUUUAUCCACAAUACCAAAUUGGCAACGUGAGAUCGAGAGCUGGACGGAUAUGAACGUUAUAGUGUACCACGGUUCAGCCGUUAGCCGUAACAUGAUACAAGAAUACGAGAUGUUUUAUAAGAAUGACAAGGGACAACACAUAAAAGAUAUCACCAAGUUUAAUAUCUUAAUAACCACUUUUGAAAUUAUCGUUACAGAUUUUGCCGAUUUAAAAGGUUUCAAUUGGAAAUUGUGCGUGAUAGACGAGGCACACAGAUUAAAGAAUCGCAAUUGUAAAUUACUAGAAGGGUUGCGUCAAUUAAGUUUAGAACAUCGAGUUUUACUUUCGGGGACUCCGUUGCAAAACAACGUUAACGAACUGUUUUCCUUGCUUAACUUCUUGGAACCAGCUCAGUUUUCUAAACAAGACGCUUUUCUUAAAGAGUUUGGCUCCCUUAAAAAUGAACAGGAGGUGCAGAAGCUGCAAGUCCUACUUAAACCCAUGAUGUUAAGGAGACUUAAAGAAGACGUGGAAAAAUCACUUGCACCAAAAGAGGAAACCGUUGUAGAAGUCGAACUGACAAAUAUCCAAAAGAAGUACUACAGAGGUAUUUUGGAACGUAAUUUCUCUUUCCUCACCAAAGGCACCACAUACUCCAACAUACCGAAUCUCAUGAACACCAUGAUGGAAUUGCGAAAAUGCUGCAUCCAUCCAUAUUUACUCAAUGGCGCGGAGGAUCAGAUCCAGUACGAUUUUAAGCAGCAAAACGGAGAGGAUCCCGACGCUUAUUAUAAGGCGCUUAUUAAUUCGAGUGGUAAAAUGGUUUUAAUAGACAAACUGUUGCCAAAAUUAAAAUCAAACGGCCAUAGGGUCUUAAUAUUCAGUCAGAUGGUCAAGUGUCUGGAUAUUCUCGAGGAUUACUUGUUAUUCAGGAAAUACCCCUUUGAAAGAAUCGACGGUAGGAUCAGGGGGAAUUUGAGACAAGCUGCUAUAGAUCGAUUCUCCAAACCGGACUCUGAUAGAUUCGUGUUCCUGUUAUGUACUAAAGCCGGAGGAUUGGGAAUUAAUCUUACGGCAGCCGAUACUGUUAUAAUCUACGACAGUGACUGGAAUCCUCAAAACGAUCUACAAGCCCAAGCAAGAUGUCACCGAAUCGGUCAGCAAAAAAUGGUUAAAAUUUACCGGUUGCUUUGCAGAAACACUUACGAAAGAGAAAUGUUUGAUAAGGCAUCGCUUAAGUUAGGUUUGGAUAAAGCCAUUUUGCAAAGCAUGAACACCAGCCAAGGGGAAAAGGGUUCGGGUAAUAGACAGCUCAGUAAAAAAGAAAUUGAAGAUUUACUGAAAAAAGGUGCCUACGGAGCUUUACUGGACGAGGAAAACGACGGGGAUAAGUUUUGCGAGGAGGAUAUCGACGUAAUAUUAGCCAGGAGAACGCAAGUUAUCACGAUGGAGUCCGAAAAAGGAUCGACCUUCUCCAAGGCAAGUUUCGCGUCUAGCGCGAGCAGAUCCGAUAUCGAUUUAGACGAUCCGGACUUCUGGAACAAAUGGGCUAGAAAGGCGGACAUUGACACAACCGAAAAAGAUGAAACGGAGGAUUUGGUGCUAGCGGAACCGCGAAGACGCACCCAGAUUAAAAGAUACGGCCACGACGAGAGCGCUUUGGACAUGUCCGAGCUUGAGAGCUCGGACGAUUCAGAUGGCGACCCGAAUUUGAGGGAAAGCAAAAGGAAUAAGUUGAAGAAGAGGAAAUUGAGAAGUGACGAUUAUUAUCCGCGAGAAGGCGAAAAGGGAGAGAUGGUUUACGGAAGUUGGUCCAGACGGGAAUGCUUUAUGGUGGAGAGGGGCUUGUUGACUUACGAGUGGGGCCGCUGGCAAGAGAUACUGCAGAAUUCUCAACUGAGGAAAGGAUGGAAGGAGCAGGACGUUGAAGAUUGUGCCAGAGUUAUUCUGCUAUUUUGCCUCCGAUUUUACAAAGGAGACGAGAAAAUCCGCAAUUUUAUAUGGGACUUAAUCUCGCCGACCGAAGGCGAACAAAAAAUCUCGAGAAACCAUCAGGGACUUAAAGACCCGGUUCCUCGAGGAAUCCGAAAUAAACACAAGAAAAAACCGUGUAAGAAUACAACACAUGCGGCCCUCACCGACCCUAACCAUUGGAGCAAAGACGAAAAGUACGACGGCGACAUAUUUUUGGAGAGUAAUUACAAAAAGCAUCUCGGUCGUCACGCUAAUAAGGUUCUUUUACGAGUAAGGUUGCUUUACUACAUCAAGCAUGAAAUAAUCGGUGACUUGGCUCAGCAGAUCGUUGACGGAGAACCAGCCAGUGCCUUGCCGAUAUACCCCCCGGUUACGGAGCAAUUGCCUGCCGCGUGGUGGGAUUCCGAGUUCGACAAAUCGUUGCUGAUAGGCACGUGGAAGCACGGCUACGAGAAUUACACGGCCAUGAGACAGGACCCCGCCUUGUGUUUCCUGUCUAGGUGCGGCCCACCUUCGGACCGCGAGAUUCAGCUGCAAGCGAACUUGCAACCGCCCACCCCGAACCAGGCGCAGAAUAAUGACGACGAUAUGGACGACGACGACACGUACGAAGACUCUAGCGUUAAAUCAAGAAGACUGGAUCGCGACCACUCCGAAGUUAACUCGGAAAUCGCCGAACCGUCUCCGGGUCCGUCGGCUUGUUCUGAGAACCAAAACCUGGAAAUGGACGAGAUGAAGGACGAGGGCGAAGAUAAAGCGUGGCCCAGCGUAACAGAUCUGAACACUCGACUCCGGAGAGUGAUUACCUCUUAUCAGAGGAUCAACAGGAGGGAAGAGCAGAAAUUGCAGGCCUCUAAAACUAAACAGCAACAACAAUCUUUGGAUCCUUCAAGUUUAUCGUCACCAUUGGCAGCCUUGGCUCAAGUUUCACAACAGUUCGAAUCGCGCGAUUUGUCGGCUAUGGGUUUGCAAGGUUGGGAUCUUCAACAGCUAGCCCUAUACCUCUUGAAAAUGGAACGUCAAGGCAAACAAGCCUUCGAGCAAGCGGCCAAAGAAUCAGCAAAAGAACGCGAAAGGCCCACGAUCUCGAAAAUGUGGAGUAAACGCGAAGAAGCGGACUUUUUCCGUAUAGUUUCCUCAUACGGCAUAAUUUAUAGUAGAAAAUCGAAAAAGUACGACUGGUCCCACUUCAAACAACUCGCCAAGCUGGAGAAAAAAUCGGACGAAGAACUCACCGAAUACUACAAAAGUUUUGUGGUCAUGGCCAAGAAACAAACUGGCAUAGCGGUGGACGAGAACAGCUACGAUAAUACGAUCGAGCAUAUCAACGAAGAGAAGGCCAGAAGGACUUUGGACCGGUUGGAGUUACUUUCGAGGAUCCGUGAGGAAAUUUUGGUUCAUCCGAAACUGGACGAUCGGUUGCAAGUGUGUCUUACGUCGGCCGAUAUGCCCGAGUGGUGGGUGCCCGGUAAACAUGAUAAGGAGUUACUUAUUGGUGUCGGAAAGUACGGGCUUGGAAAAACCGACCAUUUCCUACUAAAUGACCCGGAGCUCUCAUUCCAUGAAGUUUUACAAAGAAAGGUUAACGUAGAUACGCAAGAGAUGAAAGGGGCGGUAAAACUGGGAAGCCACGAGGACAUUUUAAAGUUUGACCGUGACGAGAUCCUCGUUAAACUGGAAAAGGGCGAAGGCACGUUGAAGAUUGAGAAAGUCACUUUAAAGAAGGAAGAAACAGAAGAGAAAAAGGAGGUUGCUAAACCAGCUGAAAAACCUGAGGAGCCCGCCGAGGAAAAAAUGGAAGUUGACGAGGAAGAAAAAGAGAUAAAAGAGGAAGUUAAAGAAGAAAAUGCGGAGAGUGAAGAAAAAGAAUCGACUACCGAAGAAAAGAAAGAAGAAGAAACUAAAGAGGUAGAAAAGGAGGCCAGUGAGACGCCCGAGAAGCAGCCAGAAGUUGAAGAACCCAAGCCGGCAGAAGAAACCAAACCGGUAAAAGAAAUCUCUGCAAAUGACUCUUGCUCCAAACAAGCCGCAGAGCUUAAAGCGAUGUUCCCCGAUUUGGAAAUCAUCCAGCCACUAUCACGUCUCUCUCAAGUAGACACUUUCGUCCUCAAAGACAAACCUGGCGCCACAGGCGCGUUGGAUUUCAGCGAAACCACCGUGGCACAACUCUUAAAUCACGUAGUCAAAUGGCCCAAAGAAUACGCGAUCCAAGUGAGGCUACAGCACAUCAUUUACGCGAUAGAAACGAACGAGUGGCCGGUAUCCAAAUCGUUCUCGGCCUACGCCACUGGUAUCGGAAACGAGUUUGAUAUUCCGAUUCACGAACUACCAAACGAUUCUCCGAAACGUGAGGCCUAUACUCCGGACAUGGAAGUGUCGAUGGGUGGCGGCAGGGUGUCCGAUAAACGUAAACGUCAUAUAGCGAUCGACGUGGAAACGGAAAGGGCGAAGUUGCACGCGUUGCUUAACAGUAGCCACGCGGGGGCGCCGAUGUCUUCGAAAUCGCAUUGGGACGACGAUUCGGACGAUGCCAGGCUGAUGUCCCAGGGGGUGUUGCAACCGCCGCCCGCCCAUCAGCAUCGUUCGUCGGUGUUGAGCUCGAGUUUGGGCCAUAUGCCGUUCGAUUUUUCGCAAAAGUAUCCGUCACCGCUCACGCCUAAGACUAUUGGACAAACGACGGUUAUUCCCGGAACCAGUAGUACGUUGACGCCAAUUGAUUUGAGCUCGAGCUUAACAAAGUCCUCAAGCAAAUCCUCAAUGGACGUUCAAAGUGAGGUGCAUGACUUUUCAAUAAAAAAAUCCUCCGCCGGUGGAUCCGGUGGUGGUUUCGCCCUCUCAAAAUCCGGAACUGGCAACAAACUGGAUGAUACGUUAUCGAAACUAAUGAAACGGAAAAAUUGUCCGGAACCAGAACCUUUAGUGGGUAAAGAAAAGAAGCGACGCAAACUGGACGAAAUCGUCCUGGGACUAUCGGCCGCCAAAGAACAAUCUUUAUUCCCGGAAACAUCAAAGAAACCCACCGUAACACCGAGCGUCACGGUUACACCGAGCAACGUGCAAACCACCACCGCUCAAAACAAUAUGAAACCGUUCACUAUAACCGUUACGUCGGUUCCGUCAUCCUCUCAGGUUCCUUCAAACAGAAAUAGUCCGAUGUCUUCUAACUUGUUGCCGAAUAUGUCAUCGAAAGACAGUUUCUCUAGUUUCCUGGCUCAGGCGGAACAACAGAACUUGCUAUUGAAAAAGCAACAACAACAGCAGCGAAAGAGCUAUGAGGCAAUGAUCGCUGAUAUAGGUUCCAAAGUAAACUCGUACUCCCACGACGCCAAAGUGAAUAAAUGGUUGGCGGAACAGAAUAUAGCGUUAGCGGAGCAACCUUUGGGCACCGAUUAUUUAUCGACGAGAAGAAGAAGACCCAGAGUUGAUCCGACCCUGUUAGAUUGGAAGAAGUUGACCGGGGAUGAGAACGUUUCUGUUGUGCAUAGAGUAACGGGGAAAAAAUUGACUGGUCCGAAGGCGCCCACUUUGAAAAGAUUGGGACAGUGGCUGAUGGAAAAUCCGAUGUACGAUAUCGAUCCGAAAUGGUCGGAGUUGGUGAAGGAGAGGGGCAAUAUCGGCGCGGAUUUGCAACAGAAGAGGAUUUCUGGUAGUAGCAGUCAAAAUAUGGUAAACAUGAGCGGCCUUACAGCCUCAAGCAGCAAAGGGAAAUCGAGCAGUAGCGGACGUCCACCAGUGUUAUCCAGUCCGACCGGUUCGACAUCCAGCGUAAGCUCCGCAAGCGUACCCACGACUCUCUCGUCGAGCAUGUCUUUCCCGCCGCUUGGUAAUGCCGCAGGACUGGCGAAUCUCAACUCAUCUCUCUUAUCCGGCCUCUCGAAUUUGGGCCAGUUCGAUCCGAAAACGAAUCCUCUACUAAUGCCCUUCGCCGGCUUACCCAUGGGAAGCAUGGGCAGUCUCGGGAAUUUAUCGAAUAUGAACUUGUUCGCCAAUUUGGCCGGUCUAGGUUUACCCGGUUUGGGUGGCAUGGAUCCCGCUGUGUUGGCCAGCGCCACCGCCGCGCUUAGUGGAAAUGGGGGAAAAUCGUCAAGUGGUAGUAAGAAUUCCGGAGGUACUGGAAGUAGCAGUAGCAGCUCGAAACACGACAAACCCCAAGAAGCGCAUUCGUCCAGCAAAAGUCAGUCUUCGAGUGGUUCUUCUGUGCCCACUACGAACUCGUUCCCGUUUUUCUUCCCGAAUCCUGGACUGCUCUACACCCCUUUGGGACUCGGCGGACUUAACCCGUUCGCCCUUCAACCGGGAGUUUCUGCUUACGAUAGUUUAGGUCUCCUAAACGGUAGCCUCGGUGGCUCGGGCUCCCACGGUUCCAAAAUGAAAUCGAGCUCGUCCAGCUCGAGACAAUCGUCCAGUACGACCACGACCAGCUCGACGGCAUCGCCCAGCGUCGCCUCGAGUAGCUCGUCAAAAUUACCUGGAAAAGCCGCUAAAAAGGAAACCCCAUUCCCGCAGCUCUUGCUGCCCCCCGAUACGCAAAUACUAGAGGGUAUACCCAAGAUGAGCCCAUCGGGUGGAAAACAUGAUAAAAAAGACGAGAGAAGAAAAGCCUUGGAUGCAUUCAAAGGCAUGACUGCGGCAGAUUUUUCUGCCCAAAUGGCCAAAGAACGACGAACGCCCACCCUUCCGAACUUAACUGAUUUUACGAAACUGAUAGAGGCUCAAGUUACUCAGUCUACAAAGAAGUCCCAUGAGCAACUGCUGAAAGAGGCGAUGGAGCAGCUUCAUAAACCCAAAAUGGACUUGACUAGUAUGAUGGCCAAAUCUUAUGAAGAACAGGCUCGUGUAAAUAUUCCUAAAACAUCAAGAGAUUCUACCGAAUCUCCCUUAGCCCUGGAGAAACCUCAAGUGGAGGAGGAAGCGCCCGUUCAAAAACCGAAAACUCCCAGCGAGGAGCCUCCUCAACAACCUGAUCCUCCUCAGGUCGAAGAAAGAUCAGAAACCAAAACGCCACAAGCGGUCGUCCAGUCCACUCCAUCUCCACCUCCCCCUCAGCCCCAGCCAGACGUCAGCAUGCACGAAGGGGAAGGCGUAGAUAUAGAAACGUUGCUUCCCUCUUCGGUGGUGACUUCGGCGAGCGUCGCUCCGGAACGAGAUCAGCCGACCCCGAUGGAAACCGAAGAACUCGAACAGCCAGAGGUCGCCGCUGAUUUCGAAAUGCCUCAGCAAUCCGAAAAGAAACACGAGCCGGAGGACGGUGUUGUGAAUAAGGAGCCGGAAAGUAAACCGACGAACGAGGCCGAAGAAAACGUUGAAUCGCCGCCAAAGAAAAAUAAUAAGCGCAGAAAACGUAAGUCCGGUGAAAUCGUUUUAGAUCCCGAAGCGGUAAUGGAAAAGAAAAACCUGAGAUCAAGCGCGAGUAGGUCGGCCGCCGCGGCUGCCGCCCGACACCAAAGGGAAGCGGAACACGCACAAAGGGAGAGCGCCGCGGCGGCCGCUGCUGCUGCUGCCGCCGCCGCCGCCGCGGCGUCCGAAAACGCCCCGUAGACGAACGCCGCUGCCUCUUCUCCCCCCACCCCUGUCGAUCCGAGUAUUUAGUGAUCUGUGAUAAAUAAUUAAAAUUUGGGUACUGGACGCAACUCUUGUUUUAAAACGAAAAAACGCAAUGUACUGAAUUUUUAUGAUACUGAUUUAAAUAAUCGCCCACCGCGGUCUGAUCUAUUACGCUUGAUGUUACGUAUUUGUUUUAUAAUACAGUAACUUUUUCUAAUGUAAGUCCUAAUUGUUAAUGAUAUUCGUUUUUUUUUCACCCUAGUUAACAUUUACGUUAUGAUGUAUGAAUGCAAAGCUGCCGUUAAUUGUAGUCGUAUGGGGCAUAAUGUGAGUGGUAACUGAGGUAAAGAAAAAUUUUAAGAAAGUAAAAGAGACUCAAAUUACUUACAUAAUUCGUUAGUGGAUAGGUGCAAACAUUAAGAAUAUUUUAGGACAAAUGCUUAGGUAGUUUCUAGAUAGGAUGUUGGUUUCAAUUAACUAUUUACUCGUAAUGACGUGUAUAGGUCUACAACAAAAUCAAUGGGAAACCUGCCUUAACCGGACAUUUCUUUAAGUUGCCUAAGAUGUCUUAAUAAGAAAAGACAUUGUUUUCGUUUUCUACGGUACCCUCUUAGUUAAAUUAGGCCAAACGUCCCUAAUUUAACUGAGCACGAUUACCCGCUGUAUAUUAAAAUUUUUAGGUUAAGCUUAUAAUGUUCUUACAGUGACUUUUUUAUACUUAAUAUUACAUAUAUGUACGGCCUAUGGUGGGAAUGAUCUUUUUAUUAUUGUCUAUAUACAGGGAGUGCUGAAAAUGCUUUAUGAUUAAGGACAAACUUUGUACUGCAUUAUAGUGAAUUUGACAAAUAUGUAUUUUACCACAAAGUUAGCAUCUAAUCGUGUUUAAAUUACCCCCUGAAUACUUUAGACAACUUUAAGAAAUCUUUUAGGGUUUAUCAUUGAUUUUAAAACGACUUCGUCAAACUUAAGUGUAUCAAUAUUAGUGUCGUAAGCUCGCAUGUGUGUAAAUAUUUUUCUUGUACUAUCUGAUUUAUUUUUACAUUAUUAUUUUUUAAUUAUAUGUGUAAAAUUCCUUUUUUGAAGUGUGUAUUUAAAGGCUUUUUUGGCAGCGUCCUGCCUUUCCCCCUAUAAUCGUCUUAAAUGGUAGCUUUCUCUCAUAUUAUUGUUACAAACUUAAUGUAAGUAAAUAAAAAUACAAAUAAGUA
Anthonomus grandis grandis is the source of this 14127-nucleotide messenger RNA. Its product is annotated as chromodomain-helicase-DNA-binding protein 7-like. Gene Ontology annotation, molecular function: ATP-dependent chromatin remodeler activity; ATP binding; protein binding. NCBI's taxonomy places the organism in Eukaryota, Metazoa, Arthropoda, Insecta, Coleoptera, Curculionidae. Bases 260 to 12916 code for a protein of 4218 amino acids. The record is from RefSeq and is a predicted model, not a curated record. The transcript is spliced from 22 exons.